This is a messenger RNA of Punctularia strigosozonata HHB-11173 SS5, 1749 nucleotides long. RefSeq lists its product as uncharacterized. Gene Ontology annotation, molecular function: metal ion binding. The coding region runs from base 1 to 1749 and encodes 582 amino acids. NCBI's taxonomy places the organism in Eukaryota, Fungi, Basidiomycota, Agaricomycetes, Corticiales, Punctulariaceae. The record is from RefSeq and is a predicted model, not a curated record. The transcript is spliced from 10 exons.
AUGCCUGCUACUCGACCAACCCGAACUCGGAAAUCUCGAGCGACCACUGGCGGCCCAGGCACCACUCCUCGUCGACGUCGCCCUGCUCCUACCGGCUCAGUCAUUUCGAUUUCUGAUAGUGAACCAAAGCACACCUCUAAUGCCACGCGUCGCAUCCAUGCCAUCAGUGCCUCCUCGGACGACGAGUACUAUUCCCUUUCUUCCCAGCUGACCAAUAGUAUUAAGGAUGUGAAAUCACGAAAAGCUCCGAGCUCUUGUCAAGCCACAGGCUCUUGUCGAGCUACCAGUUCUCGAGCUACUGAUUCCCGUCGAACUACCGCCUCGUGUCAAGCUACGGGCCCACACCCAAACUCGGGCCUGCGACGACGCUCGUCUAGAAUCAACAAAGAUAUCAGCGCGGAACGGGGCGUGCAAGUUUCCUGGCUCGAGGAUAUGAAAGCCCAGGUAGCAGCAGCCGUAGAAGCGGCUGCGAAAGCUCACGAGGAAGCGGUGACAGCACACGAGGAAGCGGCAACAGCAAAGGAGGAAGCUGCGAAGGUCAGCGAGGAGCUGAUGAAGGCGAAGCAGCAGGCCGCCAAGGCGCAGGAAGAAAGACUGACGGCUCAGCAAGAUGCUGCGAGCGCUCAACAGCUUGCCCUUACGCUUGAGCACAUUAAGGACGAUCUGAUUUGUGAGGUACGCUCCGCCAACUUCUUGAUCUCGUUUGCUAUCUCAAUCUUUUUCAGCAUCAGCUGCGGACACACAUUCUGUCGGAGCUGCCUUGCCCGCUGGUUGGACGCGACUCUUACCAAGUUCAAGAAGUCACAUCGCGAUUACAAUCCUCGCGAGGCCCCGAUGCUCCGUUCGACUGAUGACAUUGCGCUCCCGGAGAGUCUCCAGCAUAUGGCAGACGAGAUCGAGCUCGAGAUGUCUCUAUCUCCUCCACUCCGGAUUGUCUUAUCCACCAUGCUCCACAUCAGGAGGCUGCCGCCAUAUGCCUGUCCCGUUUGUCGCAAGCCGGUCAUCAGGAAACCCGUUCCUAAUUAUGUUCUGGGCAAGGUUAUUGAAUCCGGGGAUAAGAUCGAGGCUCAUGCAGCCCGGCUUGCUGCCCGCCCGUACCCUCCCACUCGUCCUUCCGGUGACCGUGUGGCGACAUGGUCGGCGACUGCGGCUGCGGAUGGGAGAGCAUCAACCCCUGUCGCUCUGAGAGCGUCAACCCCUGUCACUCGGAAGGCAUCUACUCCUAUCGCUCGAAGAGCUCCAACACCUGGACCGUCGACUGGCUCGGCUUUAACACCUCCCCCAGAGGAUCCUAACUCGAAUGUCGAGUCUGAGGACGACCAACUCGACCAUAUGUCUUCGUCGCCAUCGCGAGACACUACUCCGGCAAAUUCCCGUCGCGUCCAAUUCAAUGCACAGCCUAUUCCGAGACCAGAAGGGAGCGCCGGCCGUCCCCACAGCGGCGGCUACACCCUCCGCACCAAGAUGAUGAUCGGAAGGAAAUCUUACAGUUCGAUGCAGAUCAUCUCGCAAUGGCUCCACCACUCGUGCACCGUCACGAAGCAACCGCCUAAGCAGCUUGAACGCGCAAAGGAGCUGAUUCUGCAGAAGUACCCCGAUUGGCGCACUAAAUAUGAGGAUGCAUGGCCCGUCGACGACCUCAUCGCGAGGAGGCUCGCAUACACCACUCGCGAGAUCAAGAAGGGUGUUAGUAAGCCGCAGGACGCGUCGUACAACGACAAUGUCAAGUCACUUCAGCAGCCCCAGUAG